Messenger RNA from Penicillium egyptiacum, 825 nucleotides. The record is from the annotation of a GenBank genome assembly. NCBI's taxonomy places the organism in Eukaryota, Fungi, Ascomycota, Eurotiomycetes, Eurotiales, Aspergillaceae.
AUGGCCAUAGAGAAGAAUGCCGAAGUAUCAGUCAAAGUCGUGGCUGGUAACUCAGCAUUGGAUUAUGAUGCUUCAUUCACCGGUGAAGUCAAAACCAUUGAUGAACUGCUAUCCCCAGUCUCGCAAAUGGAAACUGGGACUGUUCGGUGCAUCGGCCUAAACUAUAAGGAGCACGCAGCCGAGAUGAAGUUGACUAUUCCAAACACGCCGACGUCAGUAUCUGCUUUUGCUUUUUUUUUCUGGCACUUUCUCAUACCGUGCAGUGUAUUCCUGAAGGCUAGCACUUGCAUUGCAUCUGCAUCCGAACCGAUUAUACUUCCCUCCAACGUGGAUUAUGAUGAAGCAGACUAUGAAGUUGAGUUGGCGAUAGUCAUCGGCCGACAAUGCAAGAACGUUUCGGUCUCCGAAGCAGCCGACUAUGUUCUGGGAUAUGCAGUCGCCAAUGACGUGACAGCCCGCAAGCAUCAAGAAAAGACAUCACAGUGGUCUUAUGCAAAGGGAAUGGAUGGGUUUUGCCCACUCGGUCCAUGUAUCGUGUCUACAGAACAAAUCCCCGAUGCUGCGGUUUUGAAUUUAAAGACCCGUCUCAAUGGAAAGAUUAUGCAGAAUGGAUCCGCCGAUGACAUGAUCUUCAGCAUACCAGAAAUUGUGUCUUACGUAUCUCAGGGCCACACUUUAUUGCCCGGCACCGUUAUCAUCACCGGAACGCCUUGUGGUAUUGGUAUCUCACAGAGCCCACCACAGUUUCUCCAGCCCGGAGACGAGCUGCGGAUAAGCAUAAGUCAUGGGUUAGGCACUCAAAUAUGCCCGAUUGCGAGAGCUUGA